GCGAUGGCAGCGUGGUCUGCGCAGAAGCCCUGUGGGACCAUGUGACCAUGGAUGACCAGGAACUGGGCUUCAAGGCCGGUGAUGUCAUCCAGGUUCUAGAAGCCUCCAACAAGGACUGGUGGUGGGGCCGGAAUGAGGACAAGGAAGCCUGGUUCCCUGCAAGCUUUGUCAGAUUGCGAGUUAACCAGGAAGAGCUGUCGGAGAACUCCAGCUGCAACCAUGGCGGGGAGCCAGACGAGGAUGCCAGCCACAACCACCACAGACACUCCGAGAACAAGCACCAGAUGAGGACGAACGUCAUCCAGGAGAUCAUGAACACAGAGCGGGUGUACAUCAAACACCUCAAGGACAUCUGCGAGGGCUAUAUUCGACAGUGCCGCAAGCACACGGGAAUGUUCACUGUUGCACAACUAGCCACUAUUUUUGGAAACAUUGAAGAUAUUUACAAAUUCCAAAGAAAGUUUCUGAAAGACCUCGAGAAACAGUACAAUAAAGAGGAACCUCAUUUAAGUGAAAUAGGAUCCUGCUUUCUUCAACAUCAAGAGGGCUUCGCCAUCUACUCCGAGUACUGCAACAACCACCCGGGCGCCUGCCUGGAGCUCGCCCAGCUCAUGAAGCAGGGCAAGUACCGGCACUUCUUCGAAGCCUGCCGCCUGCUGCAGCAGAUGAUCGACAUCGCCAUCGAUGGGUUCCUGCUCACGCCGGUGCAGAAGAUCUGCAAGUACCCGCUGCAGCUGGCCGAGCUGCUCAAGUACACCACGCAGGAGCACAGUGAUUACAGCAAUAUAAAGGCAGCAUAUGAGGCCAUGAAGAACGUGGCUUGCUUGAUCAAUGAGCGCAAACGUAAGCUGGAGAGCAUAGACAAGAUAGCCCGCUGGCAGGUGUCCAUCGUGGGCUGGGAGGGACUAGAUAUCUUAGACCGAAGCUCAGAAUUGAUUCAUUCUGGGGAACUGACCAAAAUCACUAAGCAAGGCAAGAGCCAGCAGCGGACGUUCUUCCUGUUUGACCACCAGCUGGUGUCCUGCAAGAAGGACCUGCUGCGCAGGGACAUGCUCUACUACAAGGGUCGGAUGGACAUGGACGAGAUGGAGCUCGUGGACUUGGAGGAUGGGCGGGACAAGGACUGGAACCUCAGCGUGAAAAACGCCUUCAAACUCGUCAGUAAGAGCUCGGACGAGGUUCAUCUGUUUUGUGCCAAAAAACAAGAAGACAAGGCCAGGUGGCUGCAGGCCUGUGCGGACGAAAGGAAGCGGGUGCAGGAGGACCGGGAGAUGGGAAUGGAAAUUCCAGAAAAUCAGAAGAAACUCGCCAUGUUAAAUGCUCAAAAGGCAGGACAAGGAAAGUCAAAAGUUAACAAGUGACCCUCAGUCCCUGUUCCAUCUUUCUCCCCUUCGAUGUAGGCUACAGUGGGUGCCCCGUGGCCCCCCCGCACCAGGGCUUACACCCCCUCCACCAGCGCCAU
This is a messenger RNA of Propithecus coquereli (Coquerel's sifaka), 1462 nucleotides long. RefSeq names its product spermatogenesis associated 13 (gene SPATA13). Lineage: Eukaryota; Metazoa; Chordata; Mammalia; Primates; Indriidae. The transcript has 8 exons. The record is from RefSeq and is a predicted model, not a curated record. Gene Ontology annotation, molecular function: guanyl-nucleotide exchange factor activity; protein binding. Bases 48 to 1361 code for a protein of 437 amino acids.